This is a messenger RNA of Cyprinodon variegatus (sheepshead minnow), 1348 nucleotides long. It is a transcript of the gene rpa2, whose product is annotated as replication protein A2. NCBI's taxonomy places the organism in Eukaryota, Metazoa, Chordata, Actinopteri, Cyprinodontiformes, Cyprinodontidae. The transcript has 9 exons. Gene Ontology annotation, molecular function: DNA binding. Gene Ontology annotation, cellular component: nucleus; DNA replication factor A complex; site of double-strand break. The record is from RefSeq and is a predicted model, not a curated record. Gene Ontology annotation, biological process: DNA replication; nucleotide-excision repair; double-strand break repair via homologous recombination. The coding region runs from base 143 to 979 and encodes 278 amino acids.
UCUGUGCGCAUGCGCCUUACAUUGAGUUAAGCGCGGGACUGCAGAAGAAGGAAAACAAUUGCUAUCCGCAGCCCUCGACCCCGUUUAUCAAAGUUCAUAACAUUUACGUUUAUUUUUAAUAACUUAUAUCCAUAGUGUCGGUAUGUGGAAUCAGGGGGGAUACACUGACUCUGCGAUGGUCGGGGGUUAUACUCAAUCUCCUGGAGGUUUUGCAUCCCCAGCAUUGUCCCAGGGAGGAGAGAAGAAAGGGAGGACCCGUGCUACACAAAUCAUCCCCUGCACUGUGUCCCAGCUGAUGUCUGCCUCUCAGACAGAAGAGACCUUCAGAGUGGGAGAAGUGGAAGUGACGCAGGUCACCAUUGUGGGCAUCAUAAGAAGCACAGAUAAAUCUAUGACCAACAUCCAGUACAAGGUGGACGACAUGACAGGUGCUCCUAUGGACGUGAAGCAGUGGGUAGACACCGAGGACCCUAGUGUUGACAGCACUGUGUUGCCCCCAGGAACAUAUGUCAAAGUGUCAGGAAAUCUGCGCUCCUUUCAGAACCACAGAUCUAUUGUAGCAUUCAGUGUCAGGCCGCUGGAGGACAUGAAUGAAAUCACCUCACACAUUCUUGAGGUUGUCCAUGCUCACAUGGCGCUCAGCAAACCUCAAACUGUGCCAGGUAUCGGUGGAGGAAUGGGGGCCAACAGUACACCAAUGCUUCACCAAGGCCCGGGGAUGACCGGAGGGAGCUACGAAGGUGCCAAUGAGAGCCCACUAAUGGUCAUCAAUGGGUUAAAUGCAAAUCAGAACCAGGUGUUGAGUUUGAUAAAAGGCUGUCCGGACCCACAAGGCAUCAGCAUUCAGGAUCUGAAGCAAAGACUCAGUGGCAUAAGUCUUGCUGUAAUCAAGCAAGCAGUGGAAUUCCUGAGUAACGAAGGCCACAUCUUUUCGACCAUAGACGAAGAUCACUACAAAUCAACAGACAAUGAUGACUAACCCGCUUCAUCUUUGCAGCACUUAUUGGGUUUCUUGUUUGAAUUUAAGCUGUCACCUUUGUUAGUAAACAGUUAAAUUAAUCUGUGAUCGUCGGCCUUUUUACCACCGAAGCGCUAAAAUCUGGUUGCCUCGUAUCUCUGGUCGAUGCUGAAGAACACAGGCUUUGAGGAAACUUGUUUUUCACAUCCUGUAUUCCCCGAGCUCACUUCUGCAUCUGUUCAAGUCAGAAUAGCUUGGUUGUCCCUUAAGACCACACCACCUCCUCCCCCUGUAUAACAGUUUGUACUUUUAAAGACUUACAACAUUUGUAUUUCUUUAUUUUGCCUGUAAAAUUCCCUUUUUCUAUUAUUAAAGAUUAUACAAAAAGCC